CUGAGAUUUUCUCCUUCUACCUUUAGAAACAAAUUCCAGAGAAAAGAGAGACAGUGAGUUGCAGAAUGGCGUGUGUUCAUGAUCAUAGUUGUGAGGAUCACGAUUGCUCAUCUGAUUUUUCUCUUUACAAGCACAUAGACCUUUCCAAGGUAUCUGCUUUAAACGAAGCAGUUCAAGGAAGUGCCAAGUCAGUGUUUAAAGCUUGGGAACAGCGUCUCGAUAUAUCAACGGGCCUUUUGGAAAGCAAUGAUGGUGAUCCCGAGUUAAUCGUUUUCAUUCCAUUUACCUCAGAUGUUAAGAUCAAAAGCAUUUCUAUUGUUGGUGGUGCUGAUGGAACAAGUCCCUCAAAAAUGAGAGCGUUCAUUAAUCGAGAAGGUAUUGACUUUUCAGAUGCCCAAGGCAUGCAACCUGUUCAGGAGUGGGAUUUAGCUGAAAAUUUGCAAGGCAUAUUAGAGUACCAAACCAGGUAUUCGAGAUUCCAAAGCGUGGGCAGUUUGACUUUGCAUUUCCCUGAAAAUUUUGAUGCUGAUACAACUCGGAUACACUACAUUGGGUUAAUGGGUGAAGCAACACAGUUAAAGAGGGAUGUUAUCGCAACUAUUGUUUACGAGGUUAUGCCCAGUCCAUCUGAUCACAAGACUAAAGCUGAAAAUGGAGGUGGUCUUUCGAGCGUUUGAUUACUAAGCAACUAGUAGUCUCGUCAAUAGUUGUACAUAGAGACGCGGGGCUUCUUUCUUGUACUUUAUAAUAACACUCAUGUGAAUACUUCAGUCUGGUUCUUAGGAAUUUUGAACGAUGGUCCGUUCUGUAAUGCUUCUAGUUACGCAACAAGAAUUGUUAUUAAUCACACAGUGAUAUCAGUGAGAGACAAUUUGCCAAGACAUCUUUGGACCGAAAUUCUGCGUGUUGGAAUCUUCACCAGAUUAGAUAUGAUCCAAGGUAUUGACAGGCCCAGUAAGAUAAUAAUUGGUGUGCAGGUUUACGUCAAGUGAAUAUGUAUCCAUUGCUUCGUCAGGUUAACGUAGGAAUUGAAUUUUCAAUGAUGGUUCAUUUUCGUAACGCA
This is a messenger RNA of Papaver somniferum (opium poppy), 1063 nucleotides long. Its product is annotated as PITH domain-containing protein 1. The transcript is spliced from 9 exons. The record is from RefSeq and is a predicted model, not a curated record. NCBI's taxonomy places the organism in Eukaryota, Viridiplantae, Streptophyta, Magnoliopsida, Ranunculales, Papaveraceae. The coding region runs from base 66 to 677 and encodes 203 amino acids.